AUGCCUGGGACUUCCGUCUCAGAGCCGCCCUCAGUAUCUCUAUCCUUUGCCAACAACUUCUGGGGCAAGGAUGACGCUGGCGUCGGUCCACUGCUUGAGCGACUCCACAACGCAAAAGUCACCGGCGACGAAUUGAAGUCUUUCUACACCGCUCGCGCAGCUAUCGAAGAUGAAUACGCACGAAAGCUUCUCAAUCUCUCCCGAAAGCCCCUCGGCUCCUCCGAAGCUGGCACCCUCCGCAUGUCCCUCGAUAUUGUCCGAGGCGAAGUCGAAUCUAUGGGCAAGUCCCACCAGAAUAUUGCGGGACAAAUGAAGAGCGAGUUGGAAGAGCCGCUGGCUGCCUUCGCUGGUGGAAUGAAGGAGCGGCGGAAGAUUGUACAGUCUGGGAUCGAAAAGCUGCUCAAGACCAAGACACAGCAGACGAUGGCGGUUAACAAGGCGCGUGACCGCUACGAACAGGAUUGCCUGAAGAUUAAAGGGUUUCUCGCCCAAGCACACAUGGUCAUGGGCCAGGAGGAACGGAAGAACAAGGCGAAGUUGGAGAAGACUCAGAUCCAGCUAUCCAGUACCAGCGCUGAUUACGAAGCCGCUGUCAAAGUACUGGAGGAAACUACCGGGAGAUGGAAUCGGGACUGGAAGGCUGGGUGUGACAAAUUCCAAGACCUCGAAGAGGAACGCAUAGACUUCAUGAAGGCUAGUCUAUGGACUUUUGCAAAUAUCGCAUCGACUGUUUGCGUCAGCGAUGACGCCUCAUGCGAGAGAAUUCGAUUGUCACUCGAAGACUGUGAUGUCGAAAAGGAUAUCAUGGGCUUCAUCAAAGAUGCUGGAACUGGCCAAGAGAUACCUGAUCCGCCUAAAUUUAUCAACUUCUGCAGGGGAGAUGUCAACGACAAUUCGUCAGAGACUUCAGAUGACGGUAAUUACUCCGUGGCACAAUUCCAGCGGACCAUGAAUCCAGCAUUCCGGACCUCAUCGCCUCAACCAUCCGUCUUCGAAUCUCACCACGAUCCAAGCAACCCACUGGCCAAAGAGCUGGGCCUGAAAGACCCCCAGGCGGUCCCAAAUCCUGAGCCAUUAAAGCCCCAGCAGCCUCAAAAUCCCCCGUCAUCACGGGGAAUCCAACCAGAGCCCCGAUUGAUCCAUGCCCAGCAACAGGCACGCCAGCAGUACCAGCAGAGCCAGUAUGGAGAUGGUCCAAAGGUGCCUCACAACGAAUUCCCAAUGGACGGGAUGACGCAGUUCUGUCGGCCUGGUGCUCCAUCCGAACGAGGGAAUCCUGGCCCCGAACGAGGCAAUCCUAGUCUCGAGCGAGGCAAUCCUAGUCCCGAACGAGGCAAUCCUAGUCCCGUACGGCCGUCGAGCAGAGAUUCGCAUAGCGAUUAUUCUGGUGGCUCAAAUUUCUCCAAUAUCGACCUCCCCAGUGGAUCGAACUCCCCAGGGAAACCUAUGGCACCCAUUGCACAGCCACUAGAUGAUAGGCAAGUCCAGAAAAAGAAGAGUGGUUUCUUCCAAGGUCAUAGCCCGUUCCGUAGGAGGAGCAAACAUGAGAAGGAACCGGCCCAGGCAGCUGUCAUAACUCCAAGCAGCCGUAACACAUGGGCACCAUCUUCCAGGAGAAGCAACAACGAAAACAUCAGUCCCACUCGUCAACAAGGCUAUGGUCAAGGUGCGCGUGGGAUCCUUGGAGGAGAAGGACGGUCAGCAAGCCCUGAGCCAGUCGACCCUCGCGCAAACUUUCAGCUAAACAUUGGGAAUAACGUGUUUGAUGUUGCAUCCCCCGACAAACGAAAACAGCAGCAACAAGCUCAAAGUAAUGAACCAGAAGAGCUUGACCCUAUUGCCCAGGCCCUGGCAGAGCUGAAGGGCGUCACAAAGCAAACAUCUGUUCGCAUGUCAGCAGAUCGAUACCACGGUCUUGCCACGCCCGCACCUCCAGGAACGCCAGGAAACGCCAACACGCCAGUUGGAGGAAUCCCUACUCCACUCGUAAAUAGCGCAGUGAGUGCAGCACAGCGCGGUACGCCUCCACCGUCCUACGAACAGCCGCCCAUGUCUCGUCUUGGAGCACCACAGCCUGCCCACACGGCCCGCCAGAUGCAGCAAACAACUCAGAGAUACAUCGACCAAAAGACAAGCAUGUACAACACAGGAGCAAACCAACGCAACUCAAGCUCCAACCAGAAGUCAAGUUCUCGUUCAACCACACGCGCCAGUGCAGGACAAGGCCAAGAAGUCGUUCGAGCUCCUUCUCCCGGUCCUCCACGAGCAACUAGCCCUCGUCCAGGACUCUAUCAAACACCAUCUGCGCAAGCACCCCAGACCUUCCGUGCUCCCUCGCCGAAUCCCUACGCUGCGUCUAACGCCGGCGGCCGGCCUCGAGCACAAUCUUCCAGCCCGAUCAAGCAAUACAGCCGCGACUCCUACACUCGUGGCAGCUCACCAGGCCAAGCUCCCGUUCCUCGCGCCGUCUCCCCCAAUCCAGCGUACGGCGGUGGUCGUCAAAUCCCCGCAUCCCGCGACUCUUAUACUCGUGGCGGCUCGCCAGCCCAGGCGCCCGCCCCUCGCGCCGUCUCUCCCAGUCCUGCGUACAGCAGUGGUCGCCAAGCGCCUGUUCCUCGUGCAGUCUCUCCCAAUCCAGCAUACAGCAGUAGCCGUCAGACUCCCUCAUCCCGUCCCGCAUCCCGCGCCGUGAGCCCAGCACCACAGUUCCGUCAAUCAUAUGAUCGUCCCAGCAGCUCACGAGGCAGCGACAUGGCACUACAGCUUGCCCCGGGCCCUGGCAGUGAGAGAGGCGAGGGAAGCGUGUACGGCGGUAGCCAGCGUAGCCGUGGAGGCGGAGGCAAUCCCAGGCCGCAGAGCGCGUACUAUGCUCCUAGCGAAGCUGGAUACAGCAGCGCUGGAGGUGGCGGCGGUGGCGGCGGUGGCGGCGGUGGCGGCGGUGGCGGCGGUGGCGGCGGUGCAGGUGCUGGCCAGCUCAGCACCAGAGUUCGAAGCCAGAGCGUUGCAGAACCGAGGCAGUAUACUAAGGAAGGUCGUAUGAUCAUGCAUUAUGCUCGCGCUAUGUACAUGUACCAAGCCCAAAUCCCCGAGGAGCUCAGCUUCUCUAAAGGCGACAUCCUCGCCGUGUUGCGCCUGCAGGACGACGGGUGGUGGGAGGCGCAGGUUGUCGGGAAGAAUGGCAGGCCGGGCCUUGUGCCUAGCAAUUAUCUACAGAACUGUUGAGCGGGAUUGAUUGUCGAGUGUCUGCUUGUAUGCAGAAGGUGUGUUUGAUAGCGUUCUGCAAAUUUGCUCAAGGUUUGUGUGGGUUUUUGGGCUACAGCAUACGUGCUGGAUAGCCUGAGUAUGUGCGGCCGAGUUUGUGAGAGGUGUUUGGGGUUUGGGUUGAUUUUGUUGCUUGGGUUGAUGAUGUUGCUGAUGAGGAUGGAGAGGGGGUGUAGUAUAUGGCAAUGAUAAAUUGUGUAUGAAACGAAUCUCUUUCGAAAUCUUGUAUUGGAUUGGAUGUGAGUUGAGACUGGUUACUUUUAGAGAACUUGAUGACUGUUUGCGGUGAAGAAGGUGGCGUCUUGCAGUCAUGGCAAUCAAAUUGAAAAUCAUAGUGAGGGAUUCACUUAUCAUGAAGGCGU
This is a messenger RNA of Mytilinidion resinicola, 3623 nucleotides long. RefSeq lists its product as uncharacterized. Gene Ontology annotation, biological process: cytoskeleton organization. The transcript is spliced from 6 exons. The coding region runs from base 1 to 3222 and encodes 1073 amino acids. NCBI's taxonomy places the organism in Eukaryota, Fungi, Ascomycota, Dothideomycetes, Mytilinidiales, Mytilinidiaceae. The record is from RefSeq and is a predicted model, not a curated record. Gene Ontology annotation, cellular component: plasma membrane; cytoplasm; cell division site. Gene Ontology annotation, molecular function: protein binding; phospholipid binding.